Messenger RNA from Leptopilina heterotoma, 2376 nucleotides. RefSeq lists its product as uncharacterized. The transcript has 3 exons. The record is from RefSeq and is a predicted model, not a curated record. The coding region runs from base 1 to 2376 and encodes 791 amino acids. NCBI's taxonomy places the organism in Eukaryota, Metazoa, Arthropoda, Insecta, Hymenoptera, Figitidae.
AUGUUCAUUGCUGAAGCGGAAAUCAGAAUGAAAAAGUUAGAAGAUCAGUGGAAAGAGUUCGAGCGAAUUCAGCAAGAAAUAGAAGCAACCAGAAUUAGUGAUAAUGACGAUCAACAAGAAAUAUUUGAUCAAGAAGAGCAAGACGAACGGCAAGUGUUCGAAACAGGUUAUUUUCAUUCUGCAAAAAGAUUACAGGCAAUUAUUGAUCGGCCAAAACGUGAAGCGGAAAGAACAUCCUUGAAGAUAGCUCAAGCAACGGCAGCGCGGGCAGGCGAGCCAACAGCUAGAGAACGUGAAGGAAAUCCAGCUGAUGAUAACGCAAAUGGAUGGAGGAGGAGUGGUGUGAAGCUGCCACCACUAUCACCACCAGAAUUUGAUGGCGACUACAGUAAAUGGAUGACAUUUAGAGAUUGUUUUGAGGCAACUAUUCACAACGUUGCACACAUUCAAAAUCUUUACAAAUUCUGGUAUCUUCGAGGUGCAUUAAAAGGAGAAGCAGCAGAAUUACUCAUUGGAAUUGAAACAACGACAAAAAAUUACGAAGAAGCUUGGAAGCUAGUGAAAAAGACGUACGAUAACAGAAAGUUGAUUGUUAAUUCGCACUUAAAUGAACUUUUAGCAUUUCCAGUUAUUGCUAAAGACAAGGUCGAAGAGCACAGUUCAAUGAAAAAGUUUGUCCUUCACAUUCGCAAGCACAUGAAAGCCCUGCAAGCAUUAAAGCAACCUGUCCAAUAUUGGGACACUAUUAUUAUACAUUUAACAAAAAGCACAUUAGACUUUGUCACACAGUGUGAAUGGGAAAAAUUGGUGGAAGAAGGCGAAGAUAGAGAAGAUGUUGGAGAUAAAAUGCCAACUGUAGAAGAGUUUUUGACUUUUGUAGAAAGAAAAUCCAGUACAUUGGAAUUAGUGGAAGCUAAUAAUCCAAAGCAGGAAACAUUAAAGCAGCCGAGCAGUAAGGUACCGUUCGAAAGGAAAGAACGUCGUGUGACAACAGCUGCAUCAACAAAAGGAGAAUGUCCAAUGUGUAAGAGUAAACAUGCUAUUUACCAGUGUCCAGAAUUUUUAGCGUUGACUCCUCAAGACAGAUCCAAGGAAGCCAGAGAUAAACGAUUGUGCCAUAAUUGUUUAAUUCCAGGUCAUUUCGCAAAGGUAUGCAAAAGUUCUCAUUGUAAAAAAUGUGACAAGCAUCACAAUACUCUACUUCAUUGGGAAUUUCAGAAAUCUACAGGUGCUCAGUCAAGCAAAGAAGAAGAAAAUAGUGCUUUAACAAUGACGUGUCAUGUUGCUAAAUCUGAAGUGUGUUCAAGUGUUAGCAAAUCGGAUCCUGUAGAUUCACAAGUUUUGGGAAGUGCCUAUUCCGUGAGAAAUUUAUCCUCCCACGUGCUGUUGUCUACAGCACUAGUGUAUGUGAUGGACAAUAGUGACGAUAUUGUGAAAAAAUUGGGAUUACCGACCAAAAAAGCAAAUCAGUGCAUUGACGGUAUCAACAAUGCAGUCACGAAUGUUGGAAAAGCCACAACAAUUAAAAUCAAGUCAAUGUAUUCCGAUUACACAGCAUCAUUAGAGUGUCUCGUUUUACCAAAGAUCACUCAGAAUCUUCCCCAAGUGAAAAUCAACAAAAGUGAAUUGAGAAUUCCCGUGGAUAUAAAGUUGGCAGAUCCCACGUUCGAUGAGCCUGGAGUAAUUGAUAUUCUCAUUAGUACAGCGUUGUUUUGGUCCCUACUAUGUAAAGGUCAAAUUAGACAUCGUGCUGGUCAGCCUUCUCUUCAACAGACGAAGCUGGGUUGGAUUGUUGGAGGCGAAUUGAAUUUUUGGCGAGUGGAGAGUUUGCAAGAACCACGAAAAUGGACUAAAGAAGAAAUAAAAUGCGACACAUUUUUUGAAGAGACAUUUCAAAGAGAGGAAACUGGACGUUUCGUUGUAAAAUUGCCGAAAAAAGAGGAAGUCACUCUGGGGGAAUCGAGAGAACAUGCAGAAAUGAGAUUGAAGUCGUUGGAGAGAAGAUUCAAAAGAGACCCUAAACUAAAAGAAGACUAUGCCGCUUUUCUGAAGGACUACGAAGAAAAAGGACAUAUGCAAUUGGUUCGAGAAAAACAAAAUGAAGAUGAAGAGGUAUACUUUAUUCCUCAUCAACCUGUGUUAAGGCCAGGUAGCAUCACAACGGAGUUAAGAGUCGUGUUCGAUGCAUCAGCAUUGACUUCGCUAGGAACGUCCUUGAAUCAAAAGUUACAAGCAGGUCCCAAUUUACAAACAGACUUAUUGGAGAUAAUUCUUCGGUUUCGUGCGUAUCAAGUGGUGAUAACAGCUGAUAUCGCACAAAUGUUUAGACAAAUUCUUAUUGACAAGGAAGAUCAAAAACUACAAUGCAUUCUGUAG